This is a messenger RNA of Colletotrichum higginsianum IMI 349063, 1491 nucleotides long. Its product is annotated as aldehyde dehydrogenase. Bases 1 to 1491 code for a protein of 496 amino acids. The transcript has 4 exons. The record is from RefSeq and is a predicted model, not a curated record. NCBI's taxonomy places the organism in Eukaryota, Fungi, Ascomycota, Sordariomycetes, Glomerellales, Glomerellaceae. Gene Ontology annotation, molecular function: aldehyde dehydrogenase (NAD+) activity.
AUGGGUUUGUCCGUUGAGCUCAAGACCCCGGUGACGGGCACCUACACCCAGCCUACCGGACUCUUCAUCAACAACGAGUGGGUCGAGGGCGUUGACAAGCAGACCUUCGAGGUCAUCAACCCCUCCACCGAGGAGGUCAUCACCUCGGUUCACGAGGCUACCGAGAAGGAUGUCGACAUCGCCGUCGCCGCCGCCCGCAAGGCCUUCGAGGGUGACUGGAGGAAGGUCGCCCCCAGCCAGCGUGGCGUACUCCUGAACAAGCUCGCCGAACUGGCCGAGAAGAACACCGACCUUCUCGCCGCCGUCGAGUCCCUCGACAACGGAAAGUCCAUCUCCAUGGCCAAGGGCGACGUUGCCGCCGUUGUCGGCUGCCUGAGAUACUACGGCGGCUGGGCCGACAAGAUCGAGGGCAAGACCAUCGACGUCGCCCACGACAUGUUCCACUACACCCGCUCCGAGCCUAUCGGUGUCUGCGCCCAGAUCAUCCCCUGGAACUUCCCCCUCCUGAUGCUUUCCUGGAAGAUCGCCCCGGCCUUGGCCACCGGUAACACCAUUGUCAUGAAGACCGCCGAGCAGACCCCGCUGUCCGCCCUCGUCUUCGCCAACCUCGUUAAGGAGGCCGGCUUCCCCCCCGGUGUCUUCAACCUCAUCAACGGCUUUGGCAAGGUCGCCGGCGCCGCCCUCUCCGCCCACAUGGACGUCGACAAGAUCGCCUUCACCGGCUCCACCCUCGUCGGUCGCCAGAUCAUGAAGGCCGCCGCCAGCUCCAACCUCAAGAAGGUCACCCUCGAGCUCGGCGGUAAGUCCCCCAACAUCGUCUUCAACGACGCCGACAUUGAGCAGGCCAUUUCGUGGGUCAACUUCGGCAUCUACUACAACCACGGCCAGUGCUGCUGCGCCGGCACCCGCAUCUUCGUCCAGGAGGGCAUCUACGACAAGUUCCUCGCCGCCUUCAAGAAGCGCGCCGAGCAGAACAAGGUCGGCGACCCCUUCCACCCCGAGACCUUCCAGGGCCCCCAGGUCAGCCAGCUGCAGUUCGACCGCAUCAUGGGCUACAUCCAGGCCGGCAAGGAGGAGGGCGCCACCCUCGAGACGGGCGGCGAGAGGCACGGCGACAAGGGCUACUUCAUCCAGCCCACCAUCUUCAGCAACGUCCGCCCCGACAUGAAGAUCAUGCAGGAGGAGAUCUUCGGCCCCGUCUGCGCCAUCUCCAAGUUCAAGGACGAGGACGAGGUUAUCAAGCUCGGAAACGACACCACCUACGGCCUCGCCGCCGCCGUCCACACCACCAACCUUAACACCGCCAUCCGCGUGAGCAACGCCAUCAAGGCCGGUACCGUCUGGGUCAACUGCUACAACAUGCUCUCGUACCAGGUUCCCUUUGGCGGUUUCAAGGAGUCCGGAAUCGGCAGAGAGCUCGGCGAGGCCGCCCUCGCAAACUACACCCAGAACAAGUCUGUUGCGAUCCGUCUGGGUGGUGCUCUGUUCUAA